AUGACACAAGAUAUUAAACAACUGUACAUUGACGCUGGUCAAGGUCACCUCUUCAAUCACUGGGAUUCACUUACCUCAACCGAGCAAUCUGAAUUCCUAUCAAGCUUACAAACAGUCGCUAACAGAAUACACCCUCGUGACCUUAUCACCAAUUGUCAAAAAGCCAUAAAACUAGCAGACACAAUUUCUCAUGCGUCACCAGAAUCCAUAAGACCACUCCCUACUGCCUCUUACGAAUCCAUCAUAAACGCUAAAAAUGACCCGAUAGAAUCACACGCAUUAGCUACAUAUCGUCAAUUGGGUCAUCACGCUAUUGAGAAAGGUGAAGUUGCUGUAAUUUUAAUGGCUGGCGGUCAAGGGACAAGAUUGGGAUCCAAUGAACCCAAGGGAUGUUACGAUGUUGGAUUACCUUCUCACAAAUCAUUGUUCCAAAUGCAAGCUGAGAAGAUUCAUACUUUGCAACGGAUUACUAACUCGAAACGUCCUAUUCCAUGGUUUAUUAUGACUUCGGAACCUACAAGAAUGAUGACUGAAAGAUUCUUUGAUAAGCAUGGGUAUUUUGGAUUGACAAGGGAACAAGUACAAUUUUUUAAUCAGGGGACUUUACCUGCGUUGGAUAGUAAUGGGGAGAAGUUAUUGUUGAAGGAUAAAGUUCAUUUGGUACAAUCUCCUGAUGGGAAUGGUGGAUUGUAUCAAGGUUUGAAAGAGAAUGGGAUUAUUGAUAAGUUAAUACAAUUGAAUGUGAAACAUGUUUAUGUUUAUUGUGUUGACAAUAUUUUGUCAAAGAUUGCUGAUCCUGUUUUCAUUGGGUUUGCUAUUAAGCAUGGGUUCCAAUUGGCUACAAAGGCUGUGAGGAAGAGAGACCCACAUGAAUCCGUUGGAUUGAUUGCAACUAGAGAUGAUAAACCUUGUGUUAUUGAAUAUUCGGAAAUUUCAAAAGAAUUGGCUGAGGAUAUCGAUUCGAAUGGGUUGUUAAGAUUAAGAGCUGGUAAUAUUGUGAAUCAUUAUUAUUCUGUGGAUUUGUUAAGGAAAUCCUUAAAUUCUUGGUGUGAUAUGUUACCUUAUCAUAUUGCCAAGAAAAAAAUUCCCUAUUUUGAUAAUGAUUCAAUGGAAUUGAUGAAACCAGGUGAUAAAUCGAAUGGGAUUAAAUUGGAACAAUUUAUAUUUGAUGUUUUUCCCAAUGUACCGUUGGAAAAAUUUGGUUGUUUAGAAGUGGAAAGAUCUAUUGAAUUUGCACCUUUGAAAAAUGGUCCCGGUUCUUCAAAUGAUAAUCCUGAAACAAGUAAAUUAGCAUUUUUACAAUUGGGUACAAAUUGGUUAAGAGAAAAUAAUGCUAUUAUAAAAAAUGAUGUCUUAGUUGAAGUUUCAAAUAAAUUAAGUUAUGAUGGUGAAAAUUUAGAAAAAUUUAAUGGCCAUGUGUUUGAGAAACAAGAUGUUAUACUUGACGAAUGA
Naumovozyma dairenensis CBS 421 is the source of this 1452-nucleotide messenger RNA. RefSeq names its product UDP-N-acetylglucosamine diphosphorylase (gene QRI1). The coding region runs from base 1 to 1452 and encodes 483 amino acids. Gene Ontology annotation, molecular function: UDP-N-acetylglucosamine diphosphorylase activity. NCBI's taxonomy places the organism in Eukaryota, Fungi, Ascomycota, Saccharomycetes, Saccharomycetales, Saccharomycetaceae. Gene Ontology annotation, biological process: UDP-N-acetylglucosamine biosynthetic process. The transcript has a single exon. The record is from RefSeq and is a predicted model, not a curated record.